CGGAGGACGGCGGCGCGGACGACCCCGGCUACACGCUCGGCGCCUUCGCGUGGGGCGCCGUCUGGCUGGACUCGUUCGCCGCCGCGCUGGCGCACCGCGAGACGCGCGCGGCGCUCGGCCGCGGCGGUGGCCGCAAGGGGGGGACAGCGGUCGUGCUCGGCGCGUCGCUCGGCUACGAGGCGUACGCGAUCGGCCUCUCGCACGGCGUCCGCACCGUCGGCGUCGAGCUGCUCUGCUCGCUGCGCGACCUCGCCGAGCAGGUCCGCUCUGACCGGAGGGUCGUGCCAGACCUGGUCUCGUUCGAGUGCGCCGACGCGCUGUCGUGGCGCUUUCCGAAGGACACGCGCCUCGUCUACUGCGACGACACGGCCUGGGACGCCCACGCGAUCCAAGGCAGCCUCGCCACUGCCCGCCGGGCGACACACAGCCGCUCCGUCCGCCUCGCCAAGAAGCUCGGCGACGAGCUGCCGGCCGGCGUCGUCGUGCUGCACAACCAGCCGCACGGCUUCAACGCCGACCCGCGCUUUAAGCUGCUGCAGGUGGUGGAGGUCGCAACUUCGUGGAACACGCGGCACCCCCUCAUCGUGCACAUGACGCAGCCGGCCAGCAGCGCGGCGCGCGCCGCCCUCAAGGGCGAGCUGUGACGCGGGUGUGCCGGGGUUGGCGCUGUACCCAUUCCCGUAUCGAAGUCCCGUACCCAGUCCCGAGCGCGCAUUCCUUCCUUUACAGAGGCUCCCGAAAUUCUUUUU
Emiliania huxleyi CCMP1516 is the source of this 749-nucleotide messenger RNA. RefSeq lists its product as hypothetical. The annotation marks the transcript as partial. The record is from RefSeq and is a predicted model, not a curated record. The transcript is spliced from 5 exons. NCBI's taxonomy places the organism in Eukaryota, Haptophyta, Isochrysidales, Noelaerhabdaceae.